Pelagomonas calceolata is the source of this 691-nucleotide messenger RNA. Lineage: Eukaryota; Pelagophyceae; Pelagomonadales; Pelagomonadaceae. The record is from the annotation of a GenBank genome assembly.
AAAAGGCUCUCGCACCCAAAAAACACUAAUCACGCAUGCGUUUCGCAGUGAUGCUUACGCUGGCGACGCGCAGCUCAGCGCUGCGUAGCAUGGCACUGCGUGCGGCUGCCACGACGAGCGCUGGAGCCCAAAAACGCGUCCUGGUGCCGAUUGCGGACGGCUCGGAGGAGAUCGAGACGAGCUGCAUCACGGACACUCUCGUGCGCGCGGGUGCAGAGGUCACGGUCGCGUCCGUCGAGGCGACGACGACAUGUACGAUGUCGCGCGGGCUCAAAAUCGUCGCCGACGCGCUCGUCACCGAUGUCUCAGGCGACGACUGGGACCUCGUCGCCCUGCCGGGCGGCAUGCCCGGCGCGGAGAGGUUGCGCGACAGCGACGCGCUCGACGCGAUCCUGCGGAAGCAGGACGCGAGGCGAGCGCCUUUGGCGGCGGUCUGCGCGUCCCCAGCAGUGAUCCUGAAGAGCAAGGGGAUCCUGAGAAGCCAAGCGACCUGCUACCCCGCACCGCCCUUCGUGGAAGCGCUCGGGGACAUCGCAGACGGCGACGUCGUACGCGACGGCCACAUUACGACAUCUCGCGGGCCCGGCACGUCCCUCAAAUUCGCCCUCGAUCUCGUGGACCAGCUCUAUGGGCCCGAGAAGGCCGAGGAGCUGCGGGCGCAGAUGCUUGUUGACUAAGAAACAAUGGUUAG